Molecule: messenger RNA, 2399 nt
Organism: Heteronotia binoei (common prickly gecko)
Lineage: Eukaryota; Metazoa; Chordata; Lepidosauria; Squamata; Gekkonidae
Gene: NOL7
Product: nucleolar protein 7
Exons: 8
Coding region: 13-711 (232 amino acids)
Cellular component (GO): nucleus
Molecular function (GO): RNA binding
Source: RefSeq, a predicted model, not a curated record
UCCGGAUCACAUAUGGGGUCAACCGGUAGCUGGCCGAGGAAGAUGGCGGGACGCAGGACUCGCGCGAUGGCGAAGAGAAAAGAAGCCGUGGAGUCUUUUUCCUCGGAAGACGAAGAGAGCGAUGGCGCGCCGGAGGAGGUGACCUUUGAGAGCGCGCGGGCGGCGGCUGAAGAGGCGCGCCGGUUGGCGGGAGAGCGCGCGCGCAGAGAAAAAUCUGCCUUGAAAGAGAAGAGGCGACAAAGGGAAGAAUUAUUUAAAGAACAAAAGAAAAAAAAACUACUUCCUGAAAAUGUGCUAGAGGAGUUGGCAUCAUCAGCACAGAACAGUAACAAGCCAUCUGAGACAGCUGAGCAAGAUCAGAAUAACGAAGAUGAGUCUGAAAGUGAGAAAGAAGAAAGUGUGAUGGAAGACAAUGAAGAAGAAACGUUGGCAGCUAGGCUCCAGCAAAGCUAUAUGGCAGUGCGGCUACAAGAUCAAGAGUUAGCUAACAGGCAGCAGCAAGCAGCCAAAGACUUCAUACAAAGGCAGCUUUAUGGAGGUGGUAGCAACCGAACUACAGCAAACAAGUAUUUUUCUAUGGAAAACAAGAAGGCUACAGUUAAAAAAGCUGCAAUCCAAUUUGUUGUUAAUUCUUGGGGUAAAAAGAAAAAACAAAAAGCUAAACAAUUUACAAAGUGUUGGAUUGCUUCAAAGAUGGUACCUAAAACAUAAUUUGCCUACAUUUCGACUGCCUGAAGAUUAUUCCCAAGACUGUUAAUUGUGAAGAUGGCUUCAUAAAUCUUUAAGAUGUGAACUUUUUGUAUAAAUGUUGUGUUCAAUAGUCAAGAAUCCUGUCUUUCUGCUGUACUUUUUAAGAAAAUCUGGUUUGAGAUUUUCUGAGUCCUGUAAAAUGCAGAGAACACUGUUCAAAUAACGGAAAGCUUGCACAGAUGAAAAGUGCAUAGCAUUUUAUUCUGUUAAAGGAUUCCUUCAUUACACAUACCAUAUGUGACAUUACAAUUACAUUACCUUAGGAAAGGUACCCUUGAUUGCUAUGUGAAAGUCUGCUCUUUAAAAUCAAAGAUUAGAAAACUUAACAUUGAUUAAUUUGUAUUGUCCACAUGGGGGUCUAGGGCUGUGUACCAAUGUUUGGACAAUGGAUAGGAAUGUCUAAUUUAAAAGCCAUCGUCUCAGUCUCAAGUUUGGACAGCUGAAUUAUGGAUAAACCUCCCUCUAGCAAGUUUAGGAUCAGAAAUUUACAGAUAUAUAAAAUCAAGCUCAAGCUUGAUGGUACCACAGACUAAAUAUAUUGAGGCGAGAUAUUUCUUGGCAGUCUCUGCUUACAUAAAAAAUAUAAGCUUCUUGAUCUCAGUCAAAUUGGUGAAGGCAGGAACAUUCACACAAAUUCCAGUUUCCUUCCUUGUGUACCAGCUAGGGAUCAACCCCCACCCCCAUCUCCUUGGAGUUAUUUCCCUCAGACUCGUUAGGGAUGGGUACACAUCCCACUUGCCUUGCUCAGUGCCCUCCUUGAUCCUCUCACGGUCUGCUUUGCUCUCCCACUGUUAACUCUGAACUCCCAACUGAAAAAUUCCAUUAGAAUCUCCUGUCACUCAAGGUUCUCAGCCCAGGUUGCAGCAUUAACCAUUUACUGUCCGUCACAGUGUAUAUCUAUAACAUGGCCAUCCUGCAAUCAUUCCUCAACUACAACCUGCAGUACACAUCCGAGUUAAGAGCAAACCAUUCUAGAAAUAUGCUGAUGAACUUUUAAUAAAGGUCACAGCAGCAAAUGAGUGGAAGUGGUCACUUCUGCAUUUUUCACACCUCUCCUCAAUAAAGUUAAGAGCUUGGGAGCUUGCCCCAGACAUUAAUAAACAUGCUGUUGCUAGGAUCACCUUUUUUCAAUUUCACGUAGCAUGUAAACUGGCCCUUAUUUGCAGUCUGCCAAUCUAGCUAGGCUGGCCUGUGCUACCUACAGAUGGUUCUAUUGUAAUUGCAGCAUUGGAAGUGUGGUGGUACCUGGAGCUCUCCCACUUUACAACUGAUUUCCAGACAAUCAAGAUCAGUCCUCAUGGAGAAAAUGAGGCAAUUCUUACUGGAAGAUGGCUCAAAAGCUUCAACUGGUACAAAAUGCAGCAGUUAUACCCUUCAGCCAGUCCUCUUUCAGAACUGUUUAAAUGGCAACGGCUAGGUCAGAGGCUUUUUCAGUUGAAGGGUACAGCCCUCUGGAAAAGGCCUCCCAUAGUGAAUGCAUAAAGCACAUUCAUUGGCUACAUCAAAGAAGGCCUGUAAAGACAGUUCUACUUGAAGGAUAAACUACUUUUGUAGAUUUGGCUGUGGCUUUAUUCUGGAUGUGUUUUUAAUUUUUGUUUUUAUUGUAUAAAUAUUUUUCCUGUUAAUAAACCUAUUUUUACAUCCUGCAA